Teleopsis dalmanni is the source of this 942-nucleotide messenger RNA. RefSeq names its product probable serine/threonine-protein kinase fhkE. Lineage: Eukaryota; Metazoa; Arthropoda; Insecta; Diptera; Diopsidae. Gene Ontology annotation, biological process: extracellular matrix organization. Gene Ontology annotation, molecular function: heparin binding; extracellular matrix binding. The transcript has 5 exons. The coding region runs from base 1 to 942 and encodes 313 amino acids. The record is from RefSeq and is a predicted model, not a curated record. Gene Ontology annotation, cellular component: basement membrane.
AUGUACAAAAACAUAACAACGCAGUUGCAGUGUAAACAGCCUCAUGCAACAGUGCACAAUUUGCAAUAUCAGCAGCAAAAGCAACAGCAACAGCAGUUGCAACAACAACAAUAUUUAAGUCAUUUCGUUACCACUCACAAUACCAGUAAAACCAGCAGCAGCUAUAAUAACAGCAACAAUAACGUUCUUCAUACUUCGUAUUCAAAUUAUAACAAUAAAAUUCAUUUAAACAACAACAAUAACAACAAUGGCCAUGGUGUAAACACCAUCCGUGUCAAUGGUCCAAAUGGUCAUCAUGACACCUUGGAUAGUAGCGAGGAUGAUGAAAGUAACCAAAAUUUUGAUGAUUAUGAUGAUGACGUUGAUUAUGAUCCUGAUGAUGAUAAUCUAAGCAUUCAAAAUACAUUGAGUUCAUCUACAAAAUUUCCACCCAUCUUAAUUCUGCGACCGAAACCCGAGUCUCCUCUUAAGGAACCCGAAAGAGAAUCGGAUUGCUUAGCUGAUCAAGAUGCUGCAUUGGAAGAACAGAGGAAUGGAGGGACUAUACUUUAUGUACCUGAGUGCACACCAGAUGGCCGUUACCAACGUGUUCAAUGCUAUCGCUCUACGCCAUAUUGUUGGUGUGUACACGAAGAUACUGGGAAAAAUAUUCCUGGUACUUCUAUAAAACACAUGCGUCCUCAAUGUGAUUUAAUAUAUACAGUGUCGAGACCUAUGAAAGGAUGCCCUGAGCCCAAAAAAACUAUGUUUUUGAAAGAUCUUAAAGAAUUUCUCAAAUCUCAAAUCAUACAUGAACCAAAAACAAGUGGGACUAGUGCUAAAGUUGAUUCAAGCUCGCUGGGGUAUAUAUCACAAGGCGGUCUCGCACUUUCAGAUAUUGCACAUCGUCAAUGUUCUCCAGCUCAAAUUGGAUGUUCUGUACAACAUUCGACCUUAAGCUAA